UGAUGUCAGUGUAGAACCUCAGCACCUACAAUGUUCUGUGUCAGUUGGUGGGAAAGAGCAGAUGCUGGUAUAGCACAGGCUAUCAUCAGAUAAUGUAAUGCACAAGUAAGAAGAUACCUCAAUCCCCCAAACCAGCAUCAUGAAGCGCAAAAUGAGCCCCAUGGCCUGCUCUAUAUUUAACGAGUUGAGACUGGAGGGAAAAUUGUGCGAUGUUGUGAUCAAAGUCAACGGACAUGAGUUCAAGGCUCAUAAGAACAUAUUGUGCAGCUGUAGUCCUUAUUUUAGAGCUCUGUUUACCAGUAGUUGGAACAGCUUAGAGAAGAAACUAUAUAACAUCCCUGGAAUCUCACAAGAUAUGAUGAGACUAAUCAUAGAGUAUGCGUACACCCGGUCUGUGACCAUCACCACCAACAACGUGGAAGAACUCCUAAUUACAGCUGACCAGCUGAACAUCAUGGGCAUUGUACAAGCUUGCUCCGAGUUCAUGAUAGGCCAGCUGUGUUCGGAAAAUUGCAUUGGCAUCUGUAAGUUCACAGAAUAUUAUUAUUGCCCGGACCUUCAACAGAAAGCCUACCUGUACAUCUUGCACAACUUUGAGGAUAUAGUGAAGACCUCAGACGAGUUCCUAGAGCUAUCAGCGAUGGAGCUUAGAGACUUCAUAGAGAAAGAUGAGCUGAACAUUAAACAGGAGGAUGUUCUGUUUGAGGCCAUCAUUAAGUGGAUUAAUCAUGAUCUAACAGCUCGGAAGCAGUAUAUAUCCACCCUUCUUUCCGAGGUUCGUUUGGCCUUAAUGAAUCCAGAUUACUUCAUGAACAGCGUCAAAACCCACAACUAUGUAAAAGACAAUGAAGAAUGCAAGCCAAUCAUUGCUAAUGCUAGCCAAAAUAUGUGUGACCUUAACAUGCAUGGCGUCGCCAAAUCUGACUUUAGAAACCCACAGACAAGGCCUCGCCUCCCUUACGCCAUCUUAUUGGCUAUUGGCGGCUGGAGUGGUGGUAGUCCCACUAAUGCCAUUGAGUCUUAUGAUGCCCGUGCCGACAGAUGGGUUAAUGUUACAUGCCAUGUGGAGACCCCCAGAGCCUAUCAUGGAACGGCAUACUUGAAAGGCUAUGUGUACAUCAUUGGAGGGUUUGACAGCAUGGACUACUUUAACAGUGUGAAGCGCUUUGAUCCGCUCAAGAAAACAUGGCAGGAAGUGGCCCCGAUGCACUCUAAGCGAUGUUACGUCAGCAUCACCGUCUUUGAUAACCACAUCUACGCUAUGGGUGGCUAUGACGGCUAUGUUCGGCUAAAUACUGCUGAAUGUUAUGAACCGGAGUCCAACCAGUGGACUAUGAUUGCCCCUAUGCAUGAGCAGAGGAGUGACGCCAGUGCCACCACGCUCGAUGGGAAGAUCUAUAUAUGUGGUGGAUUUAAUGGGAAUGAAUGUCUGUUCACUGCUGAGGUCUACAGUCCUGAGAUCGGGCAAUGGAACCUUAUCACCCCAAUGAGAAGUCGGCGUAGUGGCGUUGGAGCUAUUGCCUAUGGAGACCAAAUUUAUGUGGUUGGUGGCUUUGAUGGAGUUACUCGUCUUCGUAGUGUUGAGGCUUUCAGUCCCACCACUAACACCUGGAGCACAGUACCCUCAAUGUUCAAUCCACGCAGCAACUUUGGCCUUGAGCUAGUGGACGAUCUUCUUUUUGUGGUGGGGGGCUUCAAUGGCUUCACCACCACAUACAAUGUUGAGUGUUAUGAUGAGAAGACAGGUGAGUGGUAUGAUGCCCAAGACAUGAGGGUCUACCGUAGUGCCCUCAGCUGCUGUGUGGUGCCGGGACUUAGCAACGUCCGGGAGUAUACUGAUCGCGAAAAUGAAUGUGUCAGAGAUGAUGUUAUGGCCUUAUCCUCCACAAGUUCACUGCUGACAGUGUCUUCAAGCUGAACAUUUAGCAACAACAUCAAUGUCAGUAGACCACCUAGUAAUAAAAAUGUCCAGUCUCAUGCGGUGAAAUAA
This is a messenger RNA of Pseudophryne corroboree (corroboree frog), 1990 nucleotides long. RefSeq names its product kelch-like protein 10. Gene Ontology annotation, molecular function: protein binding. The record is from RefSeq and is a predicted model, not a curated record. The transcript is spliced from 5 exons. Lineage: Eukaryota; Metazoa; Chordata; Amphibia; Anura; Myobatrachidae. The coding region runs from base 140 to 1918 and encodes 592 amino acids.